CGGGGGGUUAGUCUGUGAUCAGAAAUAUGGUGAAACACGAGAAACCGUAGCACGGCUAAACUAUUACUAUCUUAAAUUACUGGAUUUUAGAGACAUUGGAGUUGCCUUAGAAACAUUAUAACAGAAGUUGGCUUUGAGUAAAUUCACGGUCUUCGACUACCACUGUACUAAGCUUAGAGAAGUGCUCUUUGUGGUGUUUGUUUAGCAUUGCUAGCUGUGUAGAUAGCGUGUCAGUGAGUUAGUAAUUGGGGUACUAGCUGCAAUGCUUUGUUAGUGGACUUCAGGGUUAAUGUCUGAGUUAGAGGGCGUAUGGAUUAUUUAAUCAUAACCCGUUUUGUAUCUUCGGAGAAGUCUCUGGUUGAUUGGCUCGCGGGUUAAGUUUGAUAGCUAGUGGGUUGUGCCGUACACUGACAGAUCUGUGAAGCUAGAUGGCUAGUUAGUUCAACAGAUAGCUGGUGUGCUGAUUUAAUCGUUCAAAUCAGAUUGUCGGUCGUUCACUGCGUUUUACACACUCUGACGGUAUGAAUCCCAUUAAGAAAUCUUGCCUGAUCCUUAUUCUAGUUGUAGUUGUUACAGCUGAUAUACCUCCAGAUGAUGAAGGUGCUGUGGAGGGCAGUCGUUCUCAGAACACUGAUGACAAUGAUAGCUCCAGUAUUGUGGUAGGACAUGCCUAUGUCCCUAAACAUGCCCAGGCUGACAGGAGUACAAAAGACACUCGUGUUGAGAGUGAGGUUGAAGGCAUUGAAAAGGAAGACCUUCCAACUCAGCCACCUCCAAAAGAGGAGCAACUGAAGGAAGUUCCGUUGGUGAUCGGUGGAACAGCCUCUGGGGAGCCCUGUGUCUUUCCUUUUCUAUUCCAAGGGGAAGAAUACUCUGAAUGCACCACUGAUGGCAGAGGAGAUGGGAGGCUGUGGUGUGCAACAACCUACGACUACAACACCGAUAAGAGAUGGGGCUUCUGUGAAACAGAGGAGCAGGCGGAGCAGAGGAGGUUAGUGGAAGAGACAGAAGAGCAGUACCAAGCCACAAUCCGGAUGCUCAACGGCACCAACCGAAAGAGCCAGAGGAAAGAGUUGUAUGACAAACUUCUAAAAGUUGCAGAGAUGGGUCAUACCAAGGCCAUGGAGAAGGUGGCAUAUGCCAUGCUGUUUGGAGACUAUUUACCCCAGAAUGUUCCCCAGGCUAAAGAGAUCUUUGAGAAACUGGCACUGGAGGGCUCUCCUAAAGCCCAGACGGCCCUUGGUUUCCUAUAUGCGGCAGGAUUAGGGGUGAACUCUAGUCAAGCAAAGGCAUUGGUUUACUACACCUUUGGUUCUUUGGGUGGAAACCUAGUUGCACAUAUGAUUCUGGGCUACAGAUAUUGGGGAGGUGUUGGGGUUCCUCAGAGCUGUGAAUCUGCUCUCACUCACUACAGACUGGUGGCCAAUAAUGUGGCCAGCGAUGUUUCCCUGACAGGGGGCAGCGCAGUACAGCGGAUCCGGCUCUUAGAUGAGGUGGAAAAUCCUGGUUCUAGCAGUGGAAUGCUAGAGGAGGAUUUAAUCCAGUACUACCAGUUUUUGGCUGAGAAAGGAGAUGUGCAGGCCCAGGUUGGUCUAGGCCAGUUACACUUACAUGGAGGUAGAGGAGUAGAACAAAAUCAUCAGCGAGCAUAUGAGUAUUUUAACCAAGCCGCAAAUGCUGGGAAUACACAUGCAAUGGCCUUCCUUGGAAAGAUGUACUCUGAAGGCAGUGAAUAUGUGCCUCAAAACAAUGAAACGGCCCUCCAUUAUUUCAAAAAGGCUGCAGACAUGGGUAACCCGGUUGGCCAGAGUGGUCUUGGUAUGGCUUACCUGUACGGAAGGGGUGUCCCUGUGAGCUUUGACAUGGCCCUGAAGUAUUUUCAGAAAGCUGCAGAGCAAGGCUGGGUGGAUGGACAACUACAGCUGGGAACAAUGUACUACAAUGGCAUUGGGGUCAAGCGUGAUUAUAAGCAGGCUCUUAAAUUCUUUAACCUGGCAUCUCAAGCCGGCCACAUUCUUGCCUUUUAUAAUCUGGCCCAGAUGCACGCCACAGGGACUGGAGUCAUGCGCUCCUGCCACACUGCAGUAGAGCUCUUCAAGAACGUAUGUGAGAGGGGUCGCUGGUCUGAGAGACUCAUGGCUGCGUAUGGUAGCUUUAAGGAGGGUGACAUGGACUCUGCUCUACUGCAGUACCUACUGCUGGCUGAACAGGGUUAUGAGGUUGCCCAGAGCAAUGUGGCCUUCAUCCUUGAUCAGAAGGGGUCACAGAUCUUCAAUGAGAAUGAAACAUAUCCACGUGCUUUGCUCCACUGGACCAGAGCAGCCACCCAAGGCUACACAGUGGCCAGAAUCAAGCUCGGUGACUAUUAUUUCUAUGGCUAUGGCACUGAUGUGGAUUAUGAGACUGCCGUCAUUCAUUAUCGACUGGCAUCGGAGCAACAGCAUAGUGCACAGGCCAUGUUCAACCUGGGCUAUAUGCACGAGAAAGGCCUUGGUAUAAAACAGGAUAUUCAUCUGGCUAAGCGUUUCUAUGACAUGGCUGCAGAGGCUAGUCCUGAUGCCCAGGUGCCUGUAUUCCUGGCCCUUUGCAAGCUGGGCCUCAUCUAUGCACUACAGUACCUGCAGGAUCUCAAUCUGAAGGAGCUUUUAUCUCAGGUGGAUCUUGACCAGUUGCUGGGUCCAGAGUGGGAUCUUUACCUCAUGACUGUUAUUGCUCUGCUCUUGGGCACAGUAAUCGCUUAUCGACAGAGACAGCACCAAGCAGUACCCAGAGCCCCUCUAGCACCCCCUAGACCUCCAGCCCAGCCUGAGCAGCCUGGUGCAGAGCCAGAGGAACAAUGAGGGAGCAGGAAUCAGAAUCGAGGUGACCAAACGGACUAAGAUUAAAGGAAAAGGACAUGAGGCCUUCUAGCAUCUCCUCUUCCCAAAACAGCCACUGUGGUCUUCAAAUCCUAAAAGAGCUUUCUGGACACUUGUUGCCCUCUCCAGCCCUUUCUAGUCUUUAAACUGUGGCUUUCAAGCUUGGAAAAAAAAAAAAGGGGGUGGGGUUGGGACUAGAUGAGCUUCUACGAUAUCUUAAACGUGCACCUCAGGGUUUUGCCAGGUGAACUGACAUUUGUGCAAAUCAGUGCUCACUAUGUGGGGGGAAAAGACAAUGUUGCUGAAUUAAUUCCAGUAGUGCUUCUGCUUUUUGAUUGCCACUGUGCUAAAAGCCAAUGAAAGGACCUGUUGUGUCUCUACAACCCUUUGAAACCCAUUUAGAUCUUUUGUUAGUAUUACAAUUCUGGUACAAAUCUGGUACAUAACUUGGACCCCAUGCCUCUUUAGAACACAGAGUGAGAGGUGUGCUGCACUUUGAAUUCAAUAUUUCAAAAGUUUAUACUGUAAGCAUGUUUUCCUAGCCUCUGUUGUGUUGGACUGAGUGGCUUGCUAGCCGAUUUAUUGGGUUUGUUAAUGUCUUGUUUAAAAAAAAAAAAAAAAAACAAUCCCAAAUUGUAUUUAUAAUGGCAAUAUUUGGACAAAAGUAGUCAGCACAAAGAUGUACAAUUAACAUGCCACUGUCUUGCCUAAAACAUGCACAAUGAAGGAUGAAUAAACUACACCGUAAUCUAAGGUUUGCAGCAAAGAGAACAUCUCUCAAAAAGCUUUUUAUUCCCCUAAAAUACUCACCCUGCCAAAUGGUGAAUCAUUUAGAAAACUACUACCCUUUCAUUGUUACAAAAGUGUCCCUGUGGGAUGUUCACAGAAAGGAAUCAGUGCAAUUAUGGCUGGUGUCCAGUAGGUUUCAAGUUGUUGUAGCACUAGAAGCUUCUAAAUUUAUUUAUCAAUAGUCAUUCAAACUUUUCAGUUCAGAUGUUUGAAAAAAGGAUUUAAAUGCUUUCUUCCUCUGCAUAUAAAGAAAAAAUACAUCUGAAAGAAACAGAGUUGGCAAUAGUGCUCAGUGUUUUUGGUAUUACAACACCUUUUUUGUUGUUUAAUGAGAUCAAGGCAUUUAAUGCUCUGAUCUAUUUUUGAUGAUUUUUGUGGAAGAUCUGUGAAAUCUAAAAAACUAAAUGAAACUGAUUUGUUUGUUUCAGGAAGUGGCUAUUUGUACGUUUUUGAAAUUGUAGGUUAUAUUUAAAAGAAAAAAAGAUCACCUUUUAAAAUUGUGAGCAUAUCUACAAAAUGUUAUCUACAUUGUACUUCGGCGAUGGAAUAUGUCUGUCGUUUCAAAUAAUAAACUGUAGCAAUACUGCAACGUUUGGUGAAAAAGCGUAUGUAUGUGUGUAGGAUGUAAUACACUUCAGUCUGUUUUCUAUGCAAAGAUGCACGAGAGCAUUUGUCCUCACAAUUCAGCAGUGGUAUGAAACCGUAUCCCAAAUCAUAUAACGGAUUCUUCUUUUCCAGGCUCUUCAAAUCCAUCAUAAUACAGUGACAACUAAAAGUAAUAGUAAUUACAUUUUCAGAAUGGCAAUGUUUUGUAAAAAAAAUAAGACAAAAAGCUAAUAAACAAAA
Molecule: messenger RNA, 4493 nt
Organism: Xyrauchen texanus (razorback sucker)
Lineage: Eukaryota; Metazoa; Chordata; Actinopteri; Cypriniformes; Catostomidae
Gene: sel1l
Product: SEL1L adaptor subunit of ERAD E3 ubiquitin ligase
Exons: 21
Coding region: 522-2840 (772 amino acids)
Biological process (GO): ERAD pathway
Cellular component (GO): endoplasmic reticulum membrane
Molecular function (GO): protein binding
Source: RefSeq, a predicted model, not a curated record